AUGACAUCCGCAUCUGAGCUGGUUACAGGCACAGCUGAGCCGGGUCAAAAUGGGAAAUUUACUGAGAUUGCUGAUAUUGUGGUUGUGGUGGUCUAUUUUAUAUUUGUUUUAGCAGUGGGAAUAUGGUCAUCUGUCAAAGCCAACAGGGGAACUAUUGGAGGUUACUUCUUAGCAGGAAGAUCCAUGACAUGGUGGCCAAUUGGAGCUUCUUUGAUGUCCAGUAAUGUUGGCAGUGGUUUGUUCAUUGGAUUAGCUGGUACUGGGGCAGCAGGGGGGAUUGCUGUGGGGGGAUUUGAGUGGAAUGCAGCAUGGGUCCUUGUGGCAUUGGGCUGGAUCUUUGUGCCUGUGUACAUUUCCGCUGGAGUCAUCACAAUGCCCGAAUAUCUCAAGAAGAGGUUUGGAGGCCAGCGCAUUCGGAUUUACAUAAGUGUUCUGUCUCUCAUUCUCUACAUCUUCACCAAAAUAUCAACAGACAUUUUCUCUGGAGCCCUGUUUAUUCAGGUCUCACUGGGAUGGGACCUGUAUCUCUCCACUGUCUUGCUGCUUGCAGUCACAGCACUCUAUACAAUUGCUGGUGGAUUAACCGCAGUGAUUUACACUGAUGCACUGCAGACUGUCAUCAUGGUAAUUGGAGCAUUUGUUCUCAUGUUCAUAGCAUUUAAUAAAGUAGGUUGGUACCAGGGCUUGCUGGAGCAAUAUGAGAAAGCUAUACCUGCUCUCACUGUUCCUAACACAACGUGUCACCUUCCUCGCUCCGAUGCCUUUCACAUCUUUCGGGACCCGGUCAGUGGUGAUCUGCCGUGGCCUGGCUUGCUUUUCGGGCUCACCGUGCUGGCUACAUGGGUGUGGUGCACUGACCAGGUGAUAGUGCAGAGGUCCCUCUCUGCUAAAAACCUUUCCCAUGCUAAAGGAGGCUCUGUGUUAGGUGGCUACCUAAAGAUCCUACCCAUGUUCUUCAUUGUCAUGCCAGGAAUGAUCAGCAGAGCACUUUACCCAGAUGAAGUUGGAUGUGUGGAUCCUAAUGAAUGCUUUAAGAUAUGUGGAGUUUCUGUGGGCUGUUCUAACAUCGCCUAUCCUAAACUGGUAGUGGAAUUGAUGCCAGUAGGUAUGAGAGGCCUAAUGAUUGCAGUAAUGAUGGCUGCUCUUAUGUCCUCUCUUACAUCUAUAUUUAACAGCAGCAGCACCCUCUUCACUAUGGACAUUUGGCUGCGCAUGAGACGACAGGCAUCUGAGAGGGAGCUCAUGGUAGUGGGCAGAGUGUUUGUUUUAUUCUUGGUGGUCCUGAGCAUUUUAUGGAUUCCAAUUAUCCAGUCAGCCAACAGUGGGCAGCUGUUCGAUUACAUUCAAUCUAUAACCAGUUACUUGGCCCCUCCAAUCACUGCUGUCUUUCUGAUGGCCAUCUUUUGGAGUCGCGUGAAUGAACAAGGAGCAUUCUGGGGGCUGAUGGUGGGAUUGGUGGUUGGCCUUGUACGCAUGGUGAUGGAGUUCGCCUAUGGUACUCCUUCCUGUGGACAGGAGGACCUGAGACCGUCCAUACUUAAAGAUGUGCACUACCUGUACUUUGCUCUUAUACUGCUUGCACUGACAGUGCUUGUAAUUACUACAGUUAGCCUCUGCACUUCUCCUAUCCCAGAGCAACAUCUUAUCCGUCUAACCUGGUGGACAAGACACAGUAAGCAGGAGCGUGUAGAUAUGGAAGACCUUUGGGCAACCUCACCCACAGCAGCACCCUCUCACCCUGCUUCUGACCCUGAGAUGAAUAUGGAAAGGCGUGUGUGGUGGAGACGAGUGGGAAUGUGGCUGUGUGGACUGUCUGAAGCUCCAAAACCGGAGCUAAGCCAAGAGGAACAACUGGCUAUGGAAAAAAAGCUGACUAGCAUUGAAGAGGAACCCAUCUGGAGAAAUGUUUGCAAUAUCAAUGCCAUUAUCCUACUCACAGCAAAUGUAUUUCUUUGGGGUUACUUUGCUUAAGAAGAGCUGACUCUUCUCUCCUCACUCUGUCAUGUGUUACAUCUGGAGUCUUGUAGCCAUGACAUUUAUCUGAGAAACCUAAAACAGAAUAACUUGAAUUUGAAAAAAAAGUACUGUACAAACGAAUAAAACCAUCCAAUACUUAAGAGGAGCUUUAACAAAAUGCUAUUUGGUAAUAAAUAAAUAAACUAUAACAAACAAACAAAUCAAAUUAUAAUGAUAAAGUGCUAACAAUGGAUAAAGCAUGCUGAUUGUUUAGAUGGACCAAAUGUAAAUGAUUGCUUAACACACAAUAAUGGACAAACUCUACGGUUACACAUAAUCAUAAAGUUAAUGUGUUGAGAAAAUUUGCUACAGUCCUCAGCAAAAGUCACUUAAACUUCAAACACUGUUUGGUUUAUUUUGAAUAGUUAUAUAUCAUGAUAAUUAAUCAUUUCAGAGAUAUAUAAACAUUUACUAUAUAAAUAUCUAAACUAUAAUUUCACCUGUAUAUUGUGUAGUUAAAAAAAAAGUUUACUGGAUUACAUUCCGGACAUAAAUAUGUUUAUUAUAAAUGUAAUUUAAAAAUGUUUGGCUACAUGGAAGGUUUAUACUGUUGUAAUGAAUUAAACAUUUAUUACAUUUAUGGUAACAGUACUUUAACCUGUUUUUUAUGUAAUGUAAUUGAAAUGUAAUACUAAGGAA
Messenger RNA from Silurus meridionalis, 2655 nucleotides. It is a transcript of the gene slc5a9, whose product is annotated as solute carrier family 5 member 9. Lineage: Eukaryota; Metazoa; Chordata; Actinopteri; Siluriformes; Siluridae. Gene Ontology annotation, molecular function: D-glucose:sodium symporter activity. Gene Ontology annotation, biological process: transmembrane transport. The record is from RefSeq and is a predicted model, not a curated record. Gene Ontology annotation, cellular component: plasma membrane.